Molecule: messenger RNA, 664 nt
Organism: Drosophila ficusphila
Lineage: Eukaryota; Metazoa; Arthropoda; Insecta; Diptera; Drosophilidae
Exons: 2
Coding region: 73-447 (124 amino acids)
Source: RefSeq, a predicted model, not a curated record
GACAUCUUCUUUUUAUACCUUUUGGCUAUGGUUUUUAUAUCUUUUUGAUACAGAAGCUCCGGAACAAAGUUCAUGAGGAAAUGUGAGACUUUUGAACUGUUGUUACUGAUUCUAGUGCUUCUACUUCAGUUAAGAAUGCAAAUCAGCCAGGAAAGGCCUACGUCAACAAGAGUUCAGAUGCAAAUGCAGCAGGAUCAUUCCUCCACCGUCAUCCGGAGAAUACCUCGCUCCAAUGAUCCUGGACUGGAACUCAAGAUAUUCCAUGCUCCCUGCGAGUUCGAUCUGAUCAGAUACACAUCGAUUAACUACUUCCCGAGUCAUUGCCUGCCCGUCUACAACAAGCGCCAUGUGAACGAGGAUUGGUAUGGUUUGUACCGCACCUACGACACCGAGGGCUUUGUUUUCGGGCAGUUUUAUGAGCGGCUCAUGCGACACGAAUUGGACUAAAUAAAUGCCAGUUAAAAACAAUGAAACCUAAACAAAGUCUGUGAUAUCGAUGCUGUGGUAGCGUUGCAGAGAUCCCAAUCGCGUGUGCGGCGAAGGACGCAGGCAGAUCACACACUCCUCCGUGCUGAAAAUCAAUUGCAAUUAGUCGUAGGGAACUCCAAGAACGAAAACUAAAAACCUUGCAUCCGUUUAUAAAAAAUAUAAUACUUUAAUCUGA